Symbiodinium pilosum is the source of this 246-nucleotide messenger RNA. The record is from the annotation of a GenBank genome assembly. Lineage: Eukaryota; Dinophyceae; Suessiales; Symbiodiniaceae.
AUGGCUGAGCCAAACAUCGACAUCACUUUCGAUGAGGACAACCGCAUCCGGGUCAUGCCAAAGGAGAAGUUCAAGCAGACCGAGUCGCUAGAGGCAGAAUGCCACGGCUUCGCCGAGAAGAUCCAGGCCUUCAGUGGGACUGUGGACAUGCUGGUGGAGGUCCUGGAUGGGGAGGCGCAGAAGAUUGAGGAAGAGAAGCUUCGAGCCAUCGGUCAGCGAAACCGCAGCGGCCCAAGCUUCGAGUGA